UUUUGAGACCAGGCUAGGGUGGAGAGCAAGCACUUGUGGCAGGACAUGAGUUUGUUUUGUGUUCAGGAUAGGGUGACAAGUGAUUCUGACCUCUCUGUCACUUUUUUUCUUUUAUCCUCUGUUUGCUAUCCAUUAAUCCUUACAUCCAUGACCCAAACUAACCAUAAUGUGUGCUUUGUAGCUGUCAUCUCGCUGUGAUUUAUUUCUGCCUGUUUGCUCAGAGCUGUUUGCUUCUGUGGCUAGAGGUGGGGUAACCAGGAUCUAGCAUGAGGGCUGAGCUGCAUGGUGCUAGUGAUGUUAAAGCCUUGCUGUGCUUCUGUCAUGGAAGAGGAGAAAUUUAGCCUUGAAUUUGCAUGUUCCCAUCAUACAGCAAAGGAAAACUGAAUUGGAAGCUAAGGCUUGAUUGCAUUUUUCUAUUCUGUUCAUAAACUAUUAUUUCUUGUCCACCCACCCCCUCCCUUCCCAAGACUAAUAGAAUUUAAGCAGUCAGCUUUGCAUCUAAGAACUGGGCUCCUGAAAAAUGCAGUGGAAAUGAAUCAACUAAUGCCUUAAGAACUUUACCAUAGAAACAUCUCAGUUCUUCUACAAUAGCAGCAUUUUUCUUGAUUUAUGCAACCAGUAGCAUGUGAAAAAACUCUGUGUUGCUGAAGGUGAUCCACAUGCUGUUGACAUGCUAUUGGAACAGCAAUGCACUUAAUGGUAUUUUAGAUUUGGUCAGCCAUCAAGCAAAGUGUUUUCUGAUAGUUUGGUAGCUUUCCUGAAUCGUGUGACAUUAUAGAUGCUGCAGCUGGAAUAUAACCAUGCAGGGCUCACAGGAGAGAAAUGACUUUGUGUCCUGUGCCCUCUUUCUAUUUUGUGUGAGAAAUACCAAAACCAAAAAGGUGUGUUUUGGAGCCUGGUGGUGCUGUGAGUGCUGUGAGCACCAGGAUGCCUAAUGAAGAAUUAGUCUGCUAAAGGCUUGUACUUUCCCCUCCAAGUGUUGCUGUUGAUCUGAAGAAGCAGUCUCCUUGCAAACUCUGGAAUUGUUCAUGCCCUGUGAUCAUUGUGGCUGCGAGCACAUGGCUUUUUGUUAUUAUAAGAAUAUAACUUUUGAUGUCUCGGCCGAACGUGUUUGUUCAUCAGCUGCUCUUAACAAGUACUUUGUGAAUCUGCAUCCUGCAGGCAUCUGUCCUGGUUUUCUUUAUAUUUAGGCAAGGCAAAGGAGCUGUACUGAAUACUGUCCAGAUUGACCAAGGGUGGUCUGGGCCAUCUCCUUUGAGUCUUGGAGUUCUGGCCCAGGAUCUUUAAACAAUGACUCUGCUGUGUGGGUGACGGGUCCAGCUCAUGGUAUCUGCAGCCUGUCAUCCUGAGUGUGGGGUGAGGGGUAAGAAGGAUCAAGAUGGAAGGAGGAAAAGAGGAUAGAGACAGGCAGGCAACUUUCUGUCUUGAAGCUCUAAGCCUGACUUAGGGAGGAGAUGUGAUAAGUGGAGCUUCUGUAGGGUUUGCUGGUUUGUCUGUUUUCUACAUAGAAAUUAAUACUUGUGCUCUAGACAGUGACAAUGCAGCUGGAAUCAGAGGCAAGUGCUGGGGCACUGGGGUCUCCCCUCUCCCCACCAGUGCUCUGUGCUGUGCAGAAACUGAAGAGAUCAUGAGUGUUUUCUUCAGGAGUUUUGGGAAGACUUGCUAUGUCAAGAUGUCUGUGCUGCAGUGUCUGGUGGCUUGAGUGACACUGCCAGAUGGACUCUGUGCUCGAGUGGCUCUGACCACUGGCCAGAUCUUCACAUGUCUGAAGGCUUAGUCACCUAUUAGAUGAUGUUUUUGAAAUAUUUUUAUUUUAGUUUAUCAAACAAGGCUUACUAAAUUAUUCCAAAACCUAUGGAAUAUCGUUUGUCCUUAGUCCAACAGAAACAGCCAUUUUAACGUGUUUGGAGAAAGUGUUUCCCAAGAUAUGCUCUGGUAUUUCUGUUGACUGAAAUUGCUUAUUAACUUGGUGAUGCAGCAAGGCUUCUGUCUGGAAUAGAUCAUCUCAUACACCCUCUACUGCUCUGCUCAGUCAGUGUGUGUGUUUCCUUAAAAGUGCUACAAGAAGCAUAAAUAUAGCUGGAGCACCUAGUCUGGAGUCAGGGACAAAAAUAAACAUGACAUUAUUAUAUUAGACUUGGCCACAGUUCUGACUGGUGGUGAGCUUUGAUAACUUUGACAUCUAAUAUUUUUUAAGCAGACUUCAAGGUUCACAGGCUUUGCUAGUUUGGUGGAUAAGCCUUUCUCAGUCAGUUUUUUCCUUUGAUGUUCUUGUUUUGGUGUUUGUAUCCUUCUCUUAAGGCUGCAGUUACAGAAAGCCAGGGUUGUGCUUUUCCCUGCUCAUACCAGAGUGGCACUUGGACACGAUGCCCCAGCUGCCAGCUGCAAAUGCUUUUUUUUGGUACAGCAAGGUCAAAAUUACACAGACCUGCAAUCAGCUCACUCUGCUACCUUACUAAAGCAUUUUUGUGGCUCUCUUACCUCCCUUCCUGCACUGAAACACCUAAAUUUAGAAAUGUUGAAGCCCAAGGGUUAGAUUGUGCUGUGAAUUUGCCACAACUCAUUUGGUGUAUAUUAUGCCCAUUCAGACAGUUCAAUGGCAGUUCCCUUUCUCCUGCUUGUGUUUUGGGAAGCCAUGGGCUGCUUGCCAGCAGAGUUUGGCCCCUGGGCUGCUUUGGGUCCAUGUCACUGCUGUUACUCCCACUGCUAUAGCAAUAGCUGUAUUUAUAUUUGCAGUAUCACCAGCUACAGCCUUUCUAUUUUAAGAAUCCCUGGCAUGCUGUAGCCUUUCCAGAACAUGAUUUGCACUCUUAGGGAGAAUGAAAGAUGCAUCCAACAGAAAGGAGCAAGCUUGCAGAAGUUUGGAUGUACAUCAAGUUUCCUUGGGGCGUACCUUAAGAGAAGUGAUGGCUGGUUAUGAAUUAUGACUGCUAGAAGAUUUCUGCCACUUACAGAAAACUAACAAGGAGAGAUUCUGACUGAUUCUGAUUAAUUUUUUCCAAUGCAUAUACACUGGUCGAGUACUUCUUGUUUUCAGUUCUGAAUAACUACUAACUCAGUAUUGUGGAUUUGUUACUGAAACUGAUGUUCAGUAAGAAAGGUGCUUCUCCAAGCCAUAAUCUUUUCCUAAACUUGCUUAUAGGUGACAAAGAGUGCUCUGGAACACUGGCACUGCUGUGGAGUAGCAGUAUGCUGAACAACCUGUGUGUGUGCACAUGUUUGGUUUGAGCAGGAAAAGUGCUGAAGGUUGACUGUUGUUUCGGGGGAAGAAGGGGAAUUCAGCCACUCGGUGCAGUCAGAUUUGAUCCAUUAGUGUCUAAGAAAGCAGUCAGGAAAUUUGCUGCCUCCACAUGAAGUUCUGUGCUUGAUGAGGAGAGGAGAGCAUGUGUAAGAGGUUUCAGUGGUUUCUUGUUGGCUCAGCAAACUGAAUUUUAGUAGUUGUCAACAUUAUUAAAAGCUUACAUGAGAUCUCUAGUUAAUUCUAUUAAAAGAGUUUGGCUGGGAUGAACAUUCAAUCUCCAAAUCUCUUAAAAUUACUGCAGGUCAACAGACAAACUUACAAGGAUUAAUGAAGAAUUUAACAACAGGGGCCCAGAGAAUAAAUGACUUGUGUAGGGCCUGUGUAGCAAUACAUGCACAGAGGAGUUACUGAAGAGUGUCAAGAGUCUUGUUGUAACUAUAAAUGUUCUUACUAAUCUUUCCAGUGAGUGAUGCAGUGCCUGAGCCAUGUCGUUCUUGAUCCUGUGGCUGAAACCUUUCUAAUGUGGAUGAACGAAAUAUUUUUAAGUAUUUGAUGAGUAAAUUAAGAGACAAGGAUUGAAUGCCAUUGUUUCUGGACCAGAAAUAAUUUGGGUUGGAAGGGACCCCCAAAGGUCUUCUGGACCAACCUCCUUUGCCCUUCUAAGAGCCCCAACUCUAAACCAUCUUGGCAGUGAGCAGCCAGCCAAGGAACCAAGACAGGCCCACUGAUUUCUAAUGGAUUUCCUUUUUGUCAGAGGGAUUAGCAAUGCCAGAGCUGUGGGUUGCUGCCUUUCCUUCCCAGUGCCAGUGCUGGGCACUUCCCAAUACACUUCACAGCCUGGAUGUUCCAGGCUUCAGAACAUUCUCAGCUGUACUGAUAGGUACAUCGUGGGUGGGAAGAGUUUCCUAUUGAAGAAAUUAAUUGCUGGUAACUUCCCACAUUCUUCUUUUUCAGUUUUGUCACUGAAUAUUUUCCAGGACCUGUUUUUUUUUUUCCAGUAGCAGUUUUGGCUGGAAAAGUUAUAGGCUGUUUCUCAGUGCUGUUCACUCAAAAGCAGCUAAUAUUAAGAGGAAAGCUCAUUUGCAUUUUCAGAACUUGUGGAUGAUUAAUUUUUUGGUAGCAGAGGGUUUUUUUCCUUUAUUUAAGUGCUAACAAAAUAUGUGCAUGCACAAAAGCUGUGUUUGAGUGCACAGAGAUUAAGCCAGCUAAAAAUAGCGACUUCUGUGACCCUGCUGGAAUUUUCUUUAAGCUUGGAAACACUGAAGUGUGUGUUUUGUCAGAUUUGAAUCAUGAACCUUGAAGAAGAGCUAAUGACUUCUUAUUUCUCACCCCUAAUCUUCAACUAGAGCAUUCUUUAUGUGAACAGCAGAUCAGUCUGAAACUGUACCUCAGGCUUCACUUAGCUUAUUUAACUUUGCUUACUUGCUUUGUUCAUUGUAACAUCUUUUUCUGCUCCAGUGAGUGUGUUUAUGAAAAUAAUUAUUUUCAACCCUUAUUGUCAGACCCAUGCAAGCUGUGCAAUUGUUGCUGGGGGUGACAGUUCCCCAAAUCUGCCUUAUUUUCUGUUGUACUUAAAACCAAGCUUUUCCUCUUGAACAUCUUGUAACUCUUACCCUGAUGAAAUGUGUGGCUUUCUCUGUUACUCCCUCUUGUUUUCCUGGCAACUUAAUGAAGAUUUUCUAGCUGUUUUUUUAGCUAAAUGAUCAACUCUUGGGAUAAAAGCUGUAUUCUCUGCUACCUGUCCUGGUGGAUCUGGUUGUAAGGGAUGGCAAAGCUCUUGUUUGCUUUUGGGGCUGAGAUUCAAUUCUGGCCUUCAAAGAAGUGUUCCCAGGAUCUGCUGCACCCAAAGUGGCUGGGGUGCAAUUAGCAUUACCAUUAAUUAUGUUUUACCAACAAAAGGACAAAAAGUGAUUGAAACCCCCCCAGUUCGUUUGAAAUUGAAAUGUUCUGGUAGCAAGCAAUCUUGCACAUCCCUUUUUGAUGCAGAUUUUCUUUCAGAUAUAUUGGUAUUUAAACUAUAAUAGAUGUUUUAAUAAUUGGUUGAAUCCUCGCUUCAAAAAGUCUUUUCUUUAAAUUAGUCUCUGUUUCUGUGUAGAACAGAAUUGCAAAAAAUAAAUUCCAGUGCUUGACUAGCUCUUGUUUGGCAUGAAGUUGUAGAGCACUUAAAAUUCCUCAUACAACAGCUUUAAUUGCUUGCUAAUCUUGCCUAAAGAUUGGCUGAGAAUGUCAGCUCAGUUCUCCUGUUGCUUAUUCUCAGUAGCACAGACUGCAAAUGCUUGGGGAAAAUGUACUGGGAGGGUUUACUGCAGAACAUGGUGAAGGGGUAUGGAAACACUUGCCUAGAGGUCAGACUGUUGACGUUUUAGUAGUUGGUUAUUGAUCUCUAUCAGCAGCCUGACAGUUGUAUGGCUUUUGUAGAAUGAGUUAAUAAUUUCUUGGUGUGAUGCAAAAUCAACACCCAAUUGACCCGAGCCCCUGAGUGUGACCCCUGUGGAAGGGGAUGGUGUGAGAUGCUGCUCCCAGCGCGUCUGCUCUGCUCCACUCCAGGGAGCCCUCCUCAAUGAGCAGCUCUUCUGGACAAAGCCUGCCCGAUAGCUGUGCCUUCCUCUUUCCUUCCCACGUUGUGCUGGGCUUUGAUGAAUGUGUUAGUGCUCAUGUUGGUGGCUGUUCCCUUUUUUUAGAAACAAAUCUUACCCACAGUAACUCUAUAUCCACAGUGAGUAAUGGAGAAAUCAUUGCUCGUUAAUGAUUCACUUGCAGGUUCCUGUAUUGCUCUUGCUCAGUCACUGGUGUUGCUGUUGGCUCCAAAGUGUUGCUCAGCCGAGCACUUAGACCUGAUUUUCAUAGUUUCAGUGGGGUUGUUGUAAUGACAGGGUGGUGGGUGGCUGCCCUUGGUUACUGGUCCAAAAUAUAUCCCUCCAGAGCUGGUCCUGAUGAUGCUCUUGGCAGGAUUGUAGGACUUCUGUGCUGUUGAACCUUUUAAACUGCUUGAAGACCACUUUUACCUGUUAUUUUUUGUUAGUUUGCAAAAACUAUUGUUGGGUGUUUGCUUAAAUACUACCUCAUGAUUUACCUCUCCUGCUGUGUGUAUCCCCUCUGUGCUCAAAAGGUUAAAUACUAAACUUGGAAAUUCCAUUUUGAACCUUAUUUUCAGGUAGAGUUCUCAUCCCAGCCUCUCCAAAGUGUUUGCUUUCUGUGUGCACACUUGGUGAUUGACUUUCUUGGGAAAUGCCAGUGCUUUGCUGCUGCACUUAUAGGAAGGGUGCCUCUAAUCAAGGAGCAAAAGCAAACUUCAGCUUUUAAUAACUCAGAAACAGAAUCCUGGAGGAUGCCUGGGGUCACAGAGUCCAGUCCUUUGUCUUGGUCGUGCCUGUCAUAUCCUCCCUAGGCUGAUUGAGUUACGCAGACAGAGCUUGCCUAAUAAUUCAGCUUCCUAUUUUGUAACAGUCAUUAUUGUAGGCUGUUUCAUGGUGCUAUUGUUCAAAUAAACUAAGAAAAAAAAUAAUAGAAAAGGGCUCACACAAGAACAAGAGGAUGCUUUCGCUGCUUUUGGCUUGGUUACUUCCUGUGAAAAAAAACAUUCACCAUGCAAUGCUUGGGAUCAUUCAGCAGCAGUCAGCCCAAUUACAGAAAUUAAUAAGCUAAAAACCCCUAGAAGCUUUAGGAUGGAAAAAUGCUGUGGCUUGACUUUUAAAUAUUCAGCAUAAUUUUUUUUUCUUGAUGUCAGCUUACCUUCCAGCAUGAGCAGCCAAAGCUGGAUGGCUCUGAGUUGUUUUCCAGCACCAUUUGUAGGAUAACGGGGGCCUUGGGCUUGAUUGUGCUACAUUUCAGUCCAUGAUUGGUGUAAAAACUGCUCCCCAAAAAAAGGAAGGGAAGAGACAUGGCCUUUGCUUGGCCAGGGGCAUGAGCAUGGGAGGAGCAGGAGGCUACAGCAGACCCCAGGCCAAAGGGGGUGUAUGGUGAGAGGCUUCAUCAAAUAAUGCAUGGCAGACUUGGGGUGAUUUGGGACCCUGUUAUUUUUAUUGCUUUCAGAAGUUCCUGUAGUUAAUUUGAUUGCAGAGAGGAAAAGCAGAAUUUUGUACUGACAGUACUUCUUGUGGCUUUUUUUGUUUCUUUUUCUCACACAAGGGAAGGCUUUCCUGCGGUCAUUCUCCCACUGUCACUUCACAGCAAUGGCUUCAUCCCCUCUCUGUUUUCUUCCUCUCUUGUUGCCCUUCUCCACUUUCUCUUCCCCACAUGCUGCCCUUUCCCUGUGUGCCACCUGUUUGCUCCUGGCACAGUUGGGGCUGGGCAGGAGCCGGGAGCUGCUGGAGCUCCUCUGCCUCCCUGAAUCCAUCAGCUCUUCUGCCAGGGAGCUCAGACCUGCCUCUGCCUUCCAGUUUGUGCAAGAAUGUCUCUGUUCAGAUUUAUUUUUUAAUUGAACUCCCAGUGUCAUAAAUGAAGGAGCACAAAAUAUAAUUUUUUAUUUUUUUUCUGUGAGGGAAGCCCCUUGGAACAGCCUGAGAUAACUCCACAUCGUGUUGAUCACAGAAAUUGUUCCAGAGUCCUGGGCCUAAGCUCAUAUGGGGAAACGGCCCUGGAUCAAUGAAAGAAAACAUUCAGCAAUGUGCAUUUUAUACAAGCAUUUAAACUUUUUUUUUUUUUUUUGGUUUUGUUUAGUAAUAAAAGGAACAAAGCUAUUAUUAGUGACCAUGGGCUUGGGAGUUUGCUAAAGCAGCAAUAGUUACUCAUCUGUUUUCAUUUGCAGAAGUGUUCUAACAAAGGCAGCCACAAAUGCAGCAGCGGGGUUAGGAGGUGGAUGGUAGGAGUGGAAGUGCAGUUUCUGGAAGCCAGUGCUUACUGAGACCUUUCUGUUUAGUCUUGGUUCUGUGGCCACCAGGAGUUCAGGUCCCAGGGAACUCUUGCCUUGGAUUGAAACGUGAAAGGAUGAAUCCCUUGGCAAUUCCGAGCAUCCUGGCGCUUCCAAGCCUCCCUUAAGCUCCUCCAGCAUGACCUCACGAAUCCUGCUCCGACAGCAGCUCAUGCGUGAGCAGAUGCAGGAGCAGGAGCGUCGGGAGCAGCAGCAGAAGCAGCAGGCAGCCCAGUUCAUGCAGCAGCGAGUGCCCGUGAGCCAGACACCUGCCAUCAACGUCAGCGUCCCCACCAGCCUGCCCCCUGCCACCCAGGUGCCCAUGGAGGUCCUCAAGGUGCAGACUCACCUUGAGAAUCCAACCAAGUACCACAUUCAGCAGGCCCAGCGGCAGCAGGUAAAGCAGUACCUCUCUACCACUCUAGCAAAUAAACAUGCCAACCAAGCCCUGAGCUUGCCAUGUCCAAACCAGCCUGGGGAUCAUGUCAUGCCACCUGGGACGGGGAGCAGCGCACCCAACAGCCCCAUGGCUAUGCUCACCCUCAACUCCAACUGCGAGAAAGAGGGAUUUUAUAAAUUUGAAGAGCAAAGCAGGGUUGAGAGUGAGUGCCCGGCUCUGAAUACACACUCACGAGCAUCAUGCAUGCAGAUGGAUGAUGUGAUUGAUGACAUCAUUAGUUUGGAGUCCAGUUAUAAUGAAGAAAUCCUCGGCUUGGUGGACCCAGCCCUGCAAAUGGCAAACACGUUGCCUGUGUCUGGCAAUUUGAUUGACCUUUAUGGCAACCAAAGCAUGCCUCCUCCAGGACUAAACAUCAGCAAUUCAUGUCCAGCUAAUCUUCCUAAUAUAAAAAGGGAGCUCACAGCAUGUAUUUUUCCUACAGAGUCAGAAGCGAGAGCGUUGGCUAAGGAGAGGCAAAAGAAAGACAAUCACAACUUGAUUGAAAGAAGAAGAAGAUUUAAUAUUAAUGAUCGUAUAAAAGAACUGGGCACCUUGAUACCCAAGUCAAAUGACCCUGACAUGCGCUGGAACAAGGGGACGAUCCUGAAGGCGUCGGUGGAUUACAUCCGCAAGCUGCAGAGGGAACAGCAGCGCACCAAGGAGCUGGAGAACAGGCAGAAGAAGCUGGAACAUGCCAACAGGCACCUGCUGCUCAGAAUACAGGAACUUGAGAUGCAAGCCCGGGCACACGGACUGUCCCUUGUCCCAUCCACAGGCCUUUGCUCCCCUGACAUGGUCAACAGGGUCAUCAAACAGGAGCCUGUGCUGGACAACUGCAGCCAAGACAUGAUGCCACACCACACAGACCUGUCCUGCACCACCACCCUGGACCUCACUGACGGCACCAUCACCUUCAGUGACAACCUGGGAAACGUGACUGAACCAGCUGGCACCUACGGAGUUCCUGCCAAAAUGGGAUCCAAACUGGAAGACAUCCUGAUGGACGAUACCCUGUCCCCCGUGGGAGUGACUGACCCCCUGCUCUCCUCCGUGUCUCCUGGGGCAUCAAAGACGAGUAGCAGGCGGAGCAGCGUGAGCAUGGAGGACACUGACCAUGCUUGUUAGCAUCUGUUGGCACACCUUUCAUAAACUGCUUUGGUUCUUUGAUCAGUAGAUGAAAUAAUUUACCUUUUGUAGAAUUUUUUUGAUUUUUUUUUCCCCUUGUGCUUCAUCAGUGUGUGUGCGUGUGUGUAUAUAUUAUAUAUAGAGAAUUUUUUUUAGAAUUUUUGUGAAGAAACUUGUAUAUUCUAUUUUAAAACUACCAAUGCCUCCAAAAUAUUGUACAGCAUAUGUACAGAAUCUGUGAACUGGAUUCGCCAAGAACUAUGAACUGGUCAAAUCUACUCAAAGCAAUAGAAUUACAGAUGAAGAGUCUGUUUCUACUGGGGGGGAGGGGGCAAUUGUAGGAUUGUAAAUGCAACCUAUUUACUUGGAAACAAAAUGUAAAGUUUAAGAAUGUAAAGAAACAACAACAAAAACAAAAAAGUCCAAUUUGUAAUUGUAUUAAUUGAAUAGUGCUGCCUUAAAGAUACAGUGUCCCUCAAAUGUUGGUCUUACAUGACAAGUGUUUAGGGAAAAUACCCACCUGACUUCACUCAGAAAAGAAACUAAACCCAAGUGUUAAGACAUCUUGAUUGUGUUGAUUGUGAUAUAAAAUGCUGUUGCUGAAACUGCAGGGAGACGUGAGUGUCUCAGAGUGUUGUUUAAUUUUACUCUGAGCUGAUUUGGGUUUUCCUUUUGAUCAUGGUUCAAGUUUUUCCUCUUAAAUUUUUAUUUUGUUUUGUGACACACAUAGGUGGCUUUGCCAAUGGCAAACCAAGCAGGAGCACUGUAAGUUGGGAUACACUCUUUGGACAAAAAAAAAUUAUGCAUAUUAUCAGCUGGGCACAUUAUGUUGUACAUAUCUAAUUGGCUUUAUUUUUUUUUAAAAUUGCAUUGUACAGUUUCUUUUGAUUUGCAUGGAUUCCUUAGUUAUCCUCAACUUUUUGUUUUAAAUUUAUUUGUAUUUCAUUUGUAAGAUUUUUGCCUCUUAAUAUUGCAGCGAUUUUUUGACAUUUUUAAAACUCAUUGGAAGUUUUCUGCGUUCUUUGUAAACACUUGAAAGGAAGCUUUUAUGCAGGGUUCUGUGUUUUAAGAGAGAUUUUGAGAAUAUUUUGUAUAUUACAGUCUCACUUUGAAAAUGUUUUUAAACGCAUUUAAGGUAGAGUAAAAAAUUAGAUUAGGUAAUAAAACAACUCUGUAGAGAAACUGAACUUACAUAUUUAUUUUUAGUGAUACAGAAAAGAAGUAGUAAUAUGCUUGGAAACAUAACUAUGUAGUUAAUAUACCCGUUAGAGCAAUUCGUGUUCUAUUUCAGCACUGGGGCUGACAUAAGAGAUAAAAAAAAAAAAACAAAAAAAAAAAAAGUAAAUUACUGUAUCUGCAAAUAACUGUUACUUGAUAACAACGUUAUUAAUUUUUAACAUGCAACCAUGUUGUAAAAGUAGUUUGGUGCAUUAUCUACUCAAGUGUAGUCCUAUGCAAUAACGGUAGUUUUCCUUGUAUUAUAUCCAGCCUAGGUGUUCCACGGAGGUGACAGGUGGUGUUCCGAGCUAGACGGAGGGAAUGGAAUUCUCCACGGCAGCCUACAGCUGACUGGCAGGCGUAGCUCGUUCAGAAUGAAGUGCCUUAAACUCUAGUUGUAGUCUUCCUCGACUAGCACUGACUGAAGUGUGGCGUAGACAGAGCUUUAGGGUGGUGGUGUGUAGGGCCUUGAGGUGUAGCAUGGUGCCUACGGUUAGAAAACCAGAGCUUCCCUUUCUCCUUUGUGCUACACUGGAAAUUACAUAGGAUGAGUGCAGCGGUGAGUAACUUGAGUGCCAGUUUGGCCAGCUUUCCAAGGAAACCUUGGGCUCAGCAGGUGGUGUGCAGAAACCAAAUGUGAACUGGGUAGGACGGGGUGGCUGGGGGUAGUGAUGGGAGUUCCCACAGCGCUGAGCCCUCUCCCAGACAUUUCCCCAGGAGGGCUCCCUGCCCGGCACCACUGCUGUGGCAUGGGGGACAAGGGCUCCUGGUGUCCCCUGCCUGGCACCGCUGGUCCUGGUGUGGAUGGUGAGGGUUCCUGGUGUCCCCUGCCUGGCACCUGUGCUCCCAGCACAGGGGGCUCGGGCUCUGCAGGGCUGUGGAACUCGGGGUCUGUGUUCCUGUCACUCUUCCCGUGGCUGUGUCCAGCCCUCCCUUCCCGCUUGAGCCGCCAGCGAUGUGUUAGUGUUGAUGCAACCACGGAGUUGUGGCUUUUUUUCUUUUAUAGUUCUUGAAGGAGGAGCUGGAGUUGGGUUGUAAUGAUGCCUCUCCCCCUCAGCCCAGACAGCUUUUGGGAAUAUGUCUUUCCUAGGGUAGAGAAGCUCUGGCCCAGGCAGGACCCAGGAAGCUGCAGGAUGUGCUGUGGUCACCAUGGUCCUGGGGCAGGAAAUGCCCCCAGUCCCUGCAAGGCAGCUGUGCCAUAGCUCUGAGUUGAGUGUGGGGGUACAGGCUUCUGGUGCUGCUGUUUGGCUGGGGUGACAGGUAGGAAAGUCUGUAAAAAAUGGUUGUAGCUGUAACACAGGGCAGUGUUGCCUUUCCUCAAAAAGUUGGGCAGCUCUGCAGCGUUGGUACAACAAAUCAGGGUGUGCAUGCUGGAGUGUAGUGACUGAGAACCACUGAAUGUAUUGAAUGAGACUUUUGGUUUGGUGCCUGCCCUGGGCAUUCAGAAAUUCAAGUCUAGACUGUGGUAUAUGAAUAUUUUUCAAGCUUAUGUGAAACCACUGGUACUCGCUGGCAGCCGUGACUUCUGAUUUUUGGCUGCGUGGAGGUGAGUUAGGAUUCAAGGCCAACCAUUCCAUCAAGAGCUGGAUUCCCUGGCAGAAGUCUCUGUGGCUGCAGCAGCUGUGUUGUGUGCUCCUAUACCUUGUGUUUUCUGGGGUAACACAUAACUUGGCUGUGCCCUGCUCACUCUUCCCCCCGUGUUUCCUUGGGUUACAGCCCUCCUCUGAGCCUGCCCACCCUUGGAAUGGUGACACUGCAGUGGGGACACCUCUGGGAGACACAGACCCCCAGUGGGUGCUAAUGGGAGGUGCCUUUGCCCGUUUGAGCAUGGAGGAGGGUGUGGCUGUGGCAUUUUGGAGGGGUUGGUGGCAGGGGACAGAGGCAGCAGCCGCAGGCAUGGUUUGGCAUGGGCUUGGUGGAGUGAGAUGGACAGAAGUUGUGCCCGGUCUGGUGACAGUGACGCGUGUGACGCUGGGCAGCGGUGGCUUCCCUGAGCAGGUGGGUGGGGAAAUGACCAAUUCUCACUUUGCCAAAGCCAUGCAACAGGCAGGGAUGUGCGGAGUACCAUGAAGUUCUUCCUUACUGCUUUUGGCCUAUAAAGCAAUAUUUAACUCUUACAACCUGUAAAAGCAAAAAGAAG
Motacilla alba alba is the source of this 13012-nucleotide messenger RNA. RefSeq names its product melanocyte inducing transcription factor (gene MITF). The transcript has 10 exons. Gene Ontology annotation, biological process: regulation of transcription by RNA polymerase II; melanocyte differentiation. Gene Ontology annotation, molecular function: RNA polymerase II cis-regulatory region sequence-specific DNA binding; protein dimerization activity; DNA-binding transcription factor activity, RNA polymerase II-specific. The coding region runs from base 8230 to 9654 and encodes 474 amino acids. Lineage: Eukaryota; Metazoa; Chordata; Aves; Passeriformes; Motacillidae. The record is from RefSeq and is a predicted model, not a curated record. Gene Ontology annotation, cellular component: nucleus.